Messenger RNA from Lates calcarifer (barramundi perch), 2507 nucleotides. RefSeq lists its product as uncharacterized. NCBI's taxonomy places the organism in Eukaryota, Metazoa, Chordata, Actinopteri, Centropomidae. The record is from RefSeq and is a predicted model, not a curated record.
AUGGUGGGCGAUAAAACAGUGUUCCUGUUCAUCCCAGAGGCGUUGGAUGAGGUUGAGGUCAGAGCUCUGUGCCGACACACCAAUAAGACAACCACAGGAGAAGGUGUGAGAAGUCAUGGCUGGGGAAGGAGAACCGGUUUCUCCGGUGUAUUCAUCACUGCUCUGCUGGCUGUGAUGCUGCUGCCUGCAUUCUUGUCUGCUGGACCAAUUGGGCAAAAGGCCAAAGGAGAUGUGGGAGAGAGCAUCCAGGAGAGGGCUGCUGCUGCAGCGUUACACAGGAGGCUGAUCCGCAACCGCAGGAACAUCAGCUGGUACAAACAGCACUCUGACUUCUGGGGCUGGUACAAGUACUUCACUGACAAUGGCAACCAGGAGGCAGUUCAGGAGAUGGACCGUAUCUACCUUGCCUACCUCCAGAACAAAAACCGUGCUGAGGGACGUCGCUCCUACAAGGCCUACCUGCGCCACCUGGGGGACAUCUACAAGUCCUGUGCCGAUUCUGAUGACCCUAACUGUGUGGCUUCCUACACCAGCAGGCCCAAACCUAAACCUGAACCUCCUAAACCUGCACCAGUAAAAACUUGUGAUCCGACCAAGGAUGCUUACUGCCUGUAUGCUGCUUUGGUCCAGGGCAAGAGCCCCUACCUGCCCCUGGUGCUCCCAGUUGCCACCCCUGCCCCAGCACCAGUCAAGGCCCCAGCUCCUCUGUAUGUCCGCUCUGCUGCCCCAGCAAAGGAUCCACAGUCUGGAUAUUACUACUACGCUCCAUCCGCAACACCUUUCCUUUCCAAGGAGCAGAAGGCUGAGCUGUUGCGUAUCUGCUCUGCUGAUGAUGUGGAAUGUCUGCAGUACCAUCUGAGAGCUGCCUUUGGGUACACACCUUCCGCCGGGCCCCUGCCUUCCUACGCCCACCUCGGUUGUGAUCCCAAGAAAGACCCCACCUGCAAACCCAAACUGGUGCAGAAAGCCCCCUCUGGUCUCUACCUGCAGUACCCUGGCUGUGAUCCACUCAGGGAUCCCUUCUGUGCCUAUGCUGCCUCCCUUGCAGCGCCCCGUGCCCCUAACCCCCCUGCACCUGCUGGGCCUGGAUCCUGCAACCCUCUUUUUGAAGACGGCUGUAACCCUCUUACUGCCACCAAAUUUGCCACUCCCCCAGAGGCGUACAAUACCGAGGAGACAGAUGAGGCUGCUGCCAUUCGUGCUGCCCCUCCUCCUACUGAGCAGAACAACGACCCCUAUGCCAUGUUCAGGAAUCCUUAUGCUCAAGCUAAUAGGGUUACUGAUCCUUACGCUAUGUACCGCCAGGCCAGUGCAGCUUCUCCUCCAGCUGCUGACCCAUAUGCCAUGCUCCGCCGAUACAUGACCCAAGCUCAAGUUAAUGACCCAUACGCUCCACGCAUGGAGGCUGCUCCAGAGUCUGACCCCAAUGAUCCUUUCUCUGCAAUCCGCGAGGCUGCUGCUGCCAUGCAUCGCCGCGGUCCUCCCACACCAAGGCAGCAGUACCCUUUUUCUGGUUCCAAUUAUGAAGAACCUGCUCAGGAGGAGCGCCACCCUCUGGGACCCCCAGGUAAAACCAAGGAGGGCUAUGACUGCUUCAUCGGCUACGACCGUGAAUGCUUCCCUGUGAAGCCUGAGAAGCCUCGUUCUGGGGUUCAUCGCCACAUCCCCUACCCUGCUGAGGCCUAUGAGCCCCACCUGAAUGCUGACGGCACAAGAAACGGAGUUCUGGAGCCUGCCAACCCACACUGUGACCCCGAAUAUGAUCCUGACUGCCGCCUACGUCGAUACAAGCCUGAGCAGGCCCAUGCCGAGGCCCAGCCCGAACAUCACACCGAGGAGGACCAUGGCCAGGGGGCAGCAGAGAGCGAACAGCAGCCAGAGCAGCAGGAGCAGGAUCAGUACGAGGCAGAGCCGUACCAGAGUGGCCAGGAGGAGCCUCACAUGUCCUACCAGCCACUCUCACAGGGUAUGCCCAGCCUGCAGGACAUACUGAGGCGCUACGGAGACCAGUACCCUGAGCAGGAUGAUCACAGAGCUUAUGCAGAUGACUACCGCAAGAAAUAAAUAUGCAAACGCACUCAUGCAUGCAGAUGGACAUGAAUACACAGUCCCGUGCGUUCUUGUAGCUUAGCCCAUGACUGCCUUGUGCAGUGCACAACCAGUCCAAACUGGACCAGAUAUGGGACACAUGAGAAGUUGAUGGACCCAAUGAGCGAGUACAUGCACGAACAUCCACACAUAGCCUCCAGCUGUAGGAGCAUGCUCAGAAAGCUGAAUGUGUUCCAGCAAUGUUUUCAUCUCUUUAGCUGCUUCAGAUCUGUUGCUUUGGCCUGUUGCUUUCCAGCUUCAAACCUCCUCAAUCCACUCAAAUGUGUAAUGACGCUUGACGCUUCGCUUCACUUCUGUAUCUAUGCAUCUCACAUUUUUUACAAUUUGUUUGUUGCUUUUUGUCAGUGAUAGAUUAUGUAAAGUUUUUUUUUCAUUUUGAAUGUUCUAAUAAAAAGCUC